Tachysurus fulvidraco (yellow catfish) is the source of this 4345-nucleotide messenger RNA. RefSeq names its product retinoic acid receptor, alpha b (gene rarab). Gene Ontology annotation, molecular function: RNA polymerase II cis-regulatory region sequence-specific DNA binding; nuclear glucocorticoid receptor binding; nuclear receptor activity. Lineage: Eukaryota; Metazoa; Chordata; Actinopteri; Siluriformes; Bagridae. The record is from RefSeq and is a predicted model, not a curated record. Gene Ontology annotation, cellular component: transcription regulator complex; nucleus. Gene Ontology annotation, biological process: cellular response to corticotropin-releasing hormone stimulus; regulation of transcription by RNA polymerase II; retinoic acid receptor signaling pathway.
CAGAAAACUUGGGAGAGAGAGAGAGAGAGAGAGAGAGAGAGAGAGAGAAAGAGAGAAAGAGAGAGAGAAGACACGGCGAGGGGAGGAGAAGGGGGCGGUGCCGGUGCAGAAGGGGGAGGAGCCAACAGACGCUCCUUCGAUCCUUCAUGGAGGAUUAAUUCCUGACCUGGAUUACUGGCUAUGUAUCAGUAGAACACUGACUAAAGGAGCAUCAUGUGAUCUCCAGAGUUAAUCUACAAGUCAUCGCUACACACACACACACACUCACACACACCAGUUUAUUUCUGGAAGGACGUGUAACACAAACCUCAAUGCAUCUUCAGAUCGCAGGAACGUAUCCAUUAUUUCAUGCUGCAAUGGAUUGUUGAUCACUAUGUCUGGAAGUGAUAAACCCCUCCCACUCCCUGGCUCUGGCCACGCCCAUGCUCUGGGCAUUUUUCCGAUGCCCCCGUAUCCUUACUUCAUCCCUCAUAUGAUGGGUGGGAUUUCUCCUCCGGCACUGCCCGCGCUUCCUGUGAGCGGAUACAGUACCCCGUCUCCAGCCAGGAGUCGGUUCUGUGUCGGAUCUCUCCGGGUUUGCGUGGAGAUGUAUGAGAAUGUGGACGUGGUGGGUUUGACCCCGAACCCGUUUUUAAGCGUGGAUUAUUACCACCAGCAGCAGCACCAGCAGCAGAAGCGCGGAUGUCUGAUCCAGGAUAAAGGGAUGCCGAGAUCCUUCGUCCCCUGGAGCUCCUCUCACUCGGUGGACACUCAGAGCUCCAGUUCGGAGGACAUCGUCCCAAGUCCUCCGUCUCCUCCUCCUCCUCCUCGUGUGUAUAAACCCUGCUUCGUCUGUCAGGACAAAUCAUCAGGAUAUCACUAUGGAGUCAGUGCCUGUGAGGGCUGUAAGGGUUUUUUCCGUAGGAGCAUCCAGAAGAACAUGGUGUACACGUGCCACAGAGAGAAGAGCUGCAUCAUCAACAAGGUCACACAACCGCACCGCUGUCAGUACUGUCGCCUACAGAAGUGCCUGGGUGGCAUGUCCAAAGAGUCUGUCCGAAACGACCGGAACAAGAAGAAGAAGGAGGAGAAGAAGCCGGAGUGCACAGAGAGCUACAUUAUGGAUUCGGAGACGGAGCGGAUGAUCGAGCGAGUGAGGAAAGCUCACCAGGAGACGUUUCCGUCGCUGUGUCAACUGGGAAAAUACACCACGAAUAACAGUUCGGAUCACAGAGUCUCUCUGGACGUCGAUCUGUGGGAUAAAUUCAGCGAACUUUCCACCAAGUGCAUCAUCAAAACAGUGGAGUUCGCCAAACAGCUGCCCGGCUUCACCACGCUGACCAUCGCAGAUCAGAUCACACUGCUCAAAGCAGCCUGCCUCGACAUCCUGAUUUUGCGGAUCUGCACACGCUACACUCCCGAUCAGGACACCAUGACGUUCUCAGACGGACUGACGCUGAACCGGACUCAGAUGCACAACGCCGGGUUCGGGCCUCUCACCGACCUCGUGUUCGCCUUCGCCGAUCAGCUGCUGCCGCUGGAGAUGGACGAUGCGGAGACGGGGCUGCUCAGCGCCAUCUGCCUGCUGUGUGGAGAUCGUCAGGACCUGGAGGAGUCGGACAAGGUGGACAUCCUGCAGGAGCCGCUGCUGGAAGCGUUGAAGAUCUAUGUGAGGAAGAGGAGGCCUCAUAAACCACACAUGUUCCCCAAAAUGCUGAUGAAGAUCACAGACCUCAGGAGCAUCAGCGCUAAAGGUGCAGAGCGAGUGAUCACGCUGAAGAUGGAGAUCCCUGGCUCCAUGCCUCCACUCAUCCAGGAGAUGCUGGAGAACUCUGAGGGUUUGGAGAACAGCAGUGUGAAUCCUCCCAGCAGCUGCAGCCCAAGUCUCUCACCUAGCUCCAUACACAGCAGCCCAUCGUCACACUCGCCCUGAAUCUCUCUCUCUCUCUCUCUCUCUCUCUCUCUCUCUCUCUCUCUCUCACAAACACUUUCUCUCUCUCACACACAAACACACACUUAUAUUAACAUGUUUGCCUGGAAGCUGCUCCAUGACUCAGGAACCACGGAGGCAAGUGUGCAGCCGAGUCUGAGAGUGAGAGCCUGGCUUCAGGACCGUGAUGUGUAACGUGGCUGAUUGAGACGAUCCUCUCUCUCUCUCUCUCUCUCUCUCUCUCUCUCUCUCUCGCUCUCUCUCACACACACAUACACACUUACACACACACACAGGCUGAGACUGAGUCACACUAACAAGGUGUGCUCUUCAGUAGAACUCCUGACUUACCAAUCUGAUCUGGAGCAGCUUGCACGUUGGAUUGCGAUCUAACACCAGACGGAGGAUUCUAAUCGGCGACGCGGGGAAGGACGUGAGAUCGUGUACGUGGUGCACACUCGCAGGAAACCUUUCUAUUUUUCACUCCCAUAUGAACUCUACAGUGACGUUUUUGGACUUCCCGUAAUCUGUAGAUUUAACGAACGAGGAGACGACAAACCGGAGACACGGGACGUCCGAUGUCCAGAAGUCAUCAGGGACAUGUUUUUGUGUUUGUUUUGUUUUCUUAAGAAAGAUAUAUGAAUAUAUAAAUAUCUAUAUUGAAAGAAAAUGAGAUGAUUUCAAAAAUUGUGUCGAUGCAGGAAAAAAAAAAAUCUCACAUUUACUCUUAUUUGUCCUAAGAGUUGAAUAUAGUUCAGUUCUGUUUGCUGUCUCACUUCACUGCAGAAAAAGAUUGUUGUGGAUGUUAUGAUGUUUUCACGCUGUUCAGUCGGAACUAAUCUCAUACUCACAAUCACACUGAGGGGGGAGCAGUGUGGCAAUUGUCAGUGGGAGAGGGGCAGGGUGGCGAUUGUCAGUGGGGAGGGGCAAGGUGGUGUUUGUCAGUGGGGAGGGGCAAGGUGGCGAUUGUCAGCGGGGGAGGGACAAGGUGGCAGUUGUCAGUGGGGGAGGGGCAAGGUAGCGAUUGUCAGCGGGGGAGGGGCAAGGUGGCAGUUGUCAGCAGGGGAGGGGCAAGGUGGCGAUUGUCAGCGGGGACGGGGCAAGGUGGCAGUUGUCAGCGGGGGAGGGGCAAGGUGGCGAUUGUCAGCGGGGGAGGGGCAUGGUGGCAAUUGUCAGUGGCAGGUGAAGCAGGUUGAAUAUUGGAAACGGGGGAGGGGUGAAAAUUCAAACGUAACUAAAGACAGAAGGUUAUUUAUCUCGUCAUUGUUAGAUCUGUUCAGAAGAUCAUCGAACAAAUUAUUAAGGAAUGUUAACAGUGGAGGUGAACAAGUCAGUAAUGUAUCAAAACACACACACUAUGGUUAGCUAAUGCAAUGAACACGUAUGCAGUCAUCCAUUAAAUCAUUUCACAGUCAGAUGUGUGGUCCAGUCUCUAAAAAGUUCCAGGAUACCGAUUUGUCCGCCUCUGUCGAACAACCGACUUAAGCAUUUUACACAUGAAGCGUUUAUCUUUUACAGUGCAGUCAAAUCCCGAAAGCCCGGUCUGCAGAGAGAUUAUUACACUCUCAUGUACACAACCACAACACUGCCUCGGUUUUGUCCUUCUCAUUCAUCCUCAUCUACAACUCCACUGCCUCCGUGAGACAAUCAGUUUUCCCGUAGCUCCACAGUAACUCUGCGUGUACGGACCAGGCCGAGCGACACCGGACACCGGGAUCGAAUCUCGCAAACGUUGGACUUGCAUCAUGAGAGCAGUGAGUCUGUUGUUGAAAGAGAAUUCAGUUCAUUUCCCUCCCAAGAUGUUGCUGCAAAUGAAUACCAAACUGGCCUUUGAACUUCAUCCAUCGCGUCACCGGCUUCGGCAUCCAACAUGUUCACUACAAACUCACCAUGAUCCGGUCCUGAUCCCAGACUAUUUACCCCCUGAGGUACCACCACCAUGAGCAUCUAAAAGCUAUAACACAUGCCUCCUCACUUUCGGUCCCGGUUUCCACUGAAGACACGAAUCAUCACUGUACCUGUGUGCAAUACCUCUUCACAAAAUAAAACAGAUAUUAAGAUGCUUGAAAGACUUCCACGUUUCACUUUGACUAUGCACGCGACUUGCACAGAAUCUCGAAUCUCAACGUGUUUCGGCUUCCUCUGAACUUCCUUUCGGUGUUCAGUAAACGUGAACAUGACCAUGUUAGAACACUGCCCAAAAACUAUCACUGCCAGCGAGCCACAUCAUUUCACACGUCUUAAAACAUGUCGAUGUCACACGGCCUCCAGCACAAAGACGUCGUCUUCUGUUCUUUUUUUUUCUGUUCUGCUCCGACACUUGUUACACAUUCAAACGCACAAAUGUUGUUUCUCUUGUACCAUGAACUGGAUGAUGAUGAUGAUGAUGAUGAUGAUAAUUUUUAUUAAAGACUGAUGUUUUGUGUGUGUUUCUGA